Chelmon rostratus (copperband butterflyfish) is the source of this 2507-nucleotide messenger RNA. RefSeq names its product GTPase IMAP family member 4-like. The transcript is spliced from 3 exons. The record is from RefSeq and is a predicted model, not a curated record. Bases 1280 to 2293 code for a protein of 337 amino acids. Gene Ontology annotation, molecular function: GTP binding. Lineage: Eukaryota; Metazoa; Chordata; Actinopteri; Chaetodontiformes; Chaetodontidae.
AAGUUAGCCUGCUAGCCUGUAAACUUUCUGUGAAAUACACCUCAUUCAAACUCGACAGAAACAAAAUGAAAUUUACAAAAAACGGAUUAACUGUCCACUGCUAUAACAAUCAUGAACUCAGGUGUGGUUCUCCGAGUUAGAUGUGAAAAUAUUGCGGCUCUAGAUGCUGUUUUUUCCACGUUUUCUCGCUGCUCUUCUGUCCCUGCCUGCUAUGUCUCCAUCGUCCCCACAGUCAGAGUCGUGGUCAGAGCUGCUGUAAAUCACCUCAGUACUGUAAACCCUGAGUACUGCGUUACUCUUGAUAUGCUGGUGCAACUUUUGACGGGCAGUCAAAUUCUCACACAUUAUACCUUUAGAUAACACCAUGACAAUAACUCAAAAUGAAACUGGUUCAUUACUCAUUCCUUUUACGUGUUUUACGUGAAAACCGCGGACAGCCGCAGAGGAUAGCAGACAAAUGCAGCCUAAACUCUGCAUUUUCUAGGUUCUCCCUCUUUUUGAACUAAUUCAUUUAUUUUUGAGAAAAGCAACUCUAAACUGAAACUAACUACAAACUUGCACAACACUGCUUGCACCUGUGCCUGUUUGCUAAAUUUUAAAAUAAUCAAACAGAAAUGUCAGUGUGAAUGCUUUGUUUGUGACUGGGAAUGAGAAAGGUGCUACAAAAAUCUAUUUUUCCAUAUGUGAAUGUGUGUGGAAAAAAUGUCAAUAAAGUUUGAAGUUCAGUUUACUUUGGCAUUCAUUGCUAUUUUCAUUCAUGUACUUUGUAACUUUGAUGUCUUUUUGUAUGUUGGCCGUUUAUCCAUACAGUAUGUGAGAUGGACUUUGCUGUAAUUUCACAGAGAAUUAUGUGAUACGUCAUCCUCAUUUUAAACUAAGUGACAUUUGAAAAGUGAGGCUGGGACUCAGGACAACAAACAUCAGCCAUACUAGAAACAUCUGUGUUUUAAAAGAAGAAUUACACUAGAGUGUUACUGAGGGCAGGUCAGCGUAAGAGUUGCUGUUCUCGUGUUUCUGAGACACAUCAGCCAAGCCCAUACAAAAAACCUGUUAAGCUUAUUCCGAGAGCAGUGGAAAGCCUCUGUGAGGAUGCACAUUUUCAGAUGUAAACUAAAGACAAUACAAGGAAAUAGGAGGCCCCCUGCGCACAGGCCAGGAGAAAUUCCAGAAGUUUCCCAGAAAACUAAUGCGAGAGCCACAGAGCUCGUCUAAGUUCACCACUCAGGCUUAGAACAGCACAUUUGGCCACCUGGGAACUGGAAAAGGAAAAUCCAGAGUAAUGGCUGAAGCAAUACCUCUGCGGGAAAAGAAGCAGAAAACUCUGCCUCGGUCUGAUGGGUGGGGUCUGAAUCACUUUGACGCUCUGGAUUUGUCAGGAGGAUUGAGGAUCGUCCUGGUGGGCAAGACCGGGUCAGGGAAGAGUGCAACAGGAAACACCAUCCUCGGGAAAGCUGCCUUUAAGGAGGACCCGAGCUCCGUGUCUGUGACCAAGCACUGUGAGACAGAGAGGGGUGAAGUGGACGGGACCAUGGUCCAGGUGAUUGACACUCCGGGUCUGUUUGAUACAGGCAUCACAGAGGUAGAAUUGAAAACCAGAAUAGAGGAGUGCGUCAAGAUGUCGGUGCCCGGCCCUCACGCCUUCCUACUGGUGAUCAGGCUCGGAGUAAGGUUCACCGAGGAGGAAAGGAAUGCUGUGAAGUGGAUCCAAGAUAACUUUGGAGACGAUGCCUCCAUGUACACUAUCAUGCUGUUUACGUGCAAAGACCAGGCUAAAGCUGACAGCGCUCUGAAGGAGUGCAAGGAGCUGCGGAGACUCUCGAUUACAUUCGGACGCAGAUACCACGCCUUCAACAACAACGACGCAGAUGACAAAGUGCAGGUCAAAGAGCUGAUCACCAUGAUCAAGGAAAUGGUACAGGAUAACGGGGGGAAACACUACACUAAUGAGAUGUAUGAGACAGCCCAGAGGAAGCUGAAAGAGGAGGAGGAGCAGAGGCUGCUGGAGGAGGAAGAGAAGGAAAAAGAGGAGAGGAAAAUGUGGGAGGAGGAGAGGGAGAAGAAAGAAAGAGAGCGAGUGAAGGAGAAAAGGGCCAGAAGAAACAACAUUCGCGUGGCCUCGGCUGCUGCUCUCGUGCUGGUGGUAGCCGGGGUGGCUAUAGCGGUGGGAGCUGACACCACGGUGGCUCUGGCUCUGGGGGCUCCUGUGCUCCUCAUGGGAGUGUUAUGUGGUUUAGCUGCCAUCUGCAUAUGGAAGGGCAUGAGAUGCAAAGGCAAAGCAGGUGUUCCAGUAUAACUAUAGGCAGAAGCUUGUGACAAGGACAUGUUGACCCAUCUGCAGUAUGUGACAGUGAAUACACAGUAUUGGUAUUGCACAAAACUACUUCGAACUACUCAGUGAUGAUGUUUUGGCCUUUUCUGCAUUCUGCUUCCAAAAUGAUUAAGAUUUGAAGGCACAUAGCAAUGACAGAAGUAUGUGAAUUUAAUGCUGACAGUAAACGAACGGUAUG